AUGCUCACGCGGUACAGCGUCUACUUACUGCAGAAGAGGAGAGAGAGCACGUGCCAGAUCCAGCUCCCGCGCCUCCAACCCACGCUGAGCACAGCCUUUGGCUCGGCCUUCCAACAUGGCUGCAACAUCGCUGUGGUUAACACGCCGCACAAGGUCUUGAAGUCCUUUUAUAAUGAAACCUACUUUCAGCAACACGGAGCCUUCAUGGAUGAGAAAGUCAUGGUGCUGCUGUGGUCCUGCACCAUGUCCAUGUCUCCUCUGGGCAUCUUGAUGGGGUCCCUGCUUAUUGGCCUGCUGGUUGACAAAUGUGGCAGAAAGGGAACACUGCUGAUCGACAAUGUCUUCCUGCCAUCCCGAAGGGAGUCAGCAAAGUGAGCAAAGCUUCCGAGCUGAUCUCGAGUGGCGCUGGGAGUCUGUGCAGGCAUCUCCUACAGUGCCCUUCCCAUGCACCUGGGAGAGUUAACUCCCAAGAACCUUAGGGGUGCUCUGGGAACAAUGACAGAGGUGUUUGUCAUCGUGGGGAUCUUCCUAGCACAGAUCUUCAGCCUGCAAGCCAUCCUGGGCAACCGUACAUGCUGGCCUGUGCGCUUGGUACUCACGGGGGUCCCCACACUGCUUUGGCUCCCCUCUCUGCCCUUCUUCCCUGAGAGCCCGAGGUCCACCCUGAUUCAGAAAAGAGAUGAAGUUCGACAAGCUCUGCGGAAGCUGAGAGGCUGGGCAGAUGUGGAGGACGAGAUGGAAGAAAUGCGCGUGGGACAGGCCGAGAGGGCCGAGGGCCGCCUGUCCGUGCUCAGCCUCUUCACGUUUCCGCCUGUCCGCCGGCAGCUGGUCUCCAUCAUCGUGCCCAUGGCCGGCCAGCAGCUCUCCAGGGUCAACGCGGUCACCUACUACGCGGACAUGAUCUACACCUCCUCGGCUGGCAUGGAGGCAGCUCAUUCCCAGUAAGUAACAGUGGGUGCCAGCAUGGUCAACAUAGUGAUGACCGUCAUCUUGGCAGGCGCCGUCGAGCGGCUGGGUAGGCGGCGCCUCCUGCUGGUCGGCUACGGCAUCCGCGUCUCGGCGCUGCGCUUCCAGAGCACGGUCCCUGAGCUGUCUUACCUUGGCAUCAUCUGUGUCUUCGCCUACAUCACAGGACAUUCCAUCGGGCCCAGUCCCGUGCCCUCCGUGGUGAGGACGGCGAUCUUCCUGCAGUCCUCGCUGGACGGGGCCGUGCUCGGGCUCACCAGCGUCAUCGUGGGCUUCGUGUUCCCGUCCGUCCAGGAGGUCAGUGGUGCCUACAGCUUCAUUAUCUUUGCCAGAAUCUGCCUCCUCACUGCUGUUUACAUCUACGUGGUCAUUCCUGAGACCAAGGGCCGAACAUUUAUGGAGAUAAAGCGAAUUUUUGCCCAGAGAAACAGAGUGGAGUUUCUGGAGAAGAAAGAAGAAAUCACAGAUGCUGGGCCUCACGUACCGUCUCUGCCUGCCAGGGAGACUUCCUUUUAGUGGCUCAACU
Balaenoptera ricei (Rice's whale) is the source of this 1492-nucleotide messenger RNA. RefSeq names its product solute carrier family 2 member 7 (gene SLC2A7). NCBI's taxonomy places the organism in Eukaryota, Metazoa, Chordata, Mammalia, Artiodactyla, Balaenopteridae. Gene Ontology annotation, molecular function: hexose transmembrane transporter activity. The record is from RefSeq and is a predicted model, not a curated record. Gene Ontology annotation, biological process: monosaccharide transmembrane transport. Gene Ontology annotation, cellular component: membrane.